AAAGUAUCACUUGAAACCUGAAGGAAUAAUCUGUACUCUCUCUCCCCAUCUGUACUUUCUCUCCCCACCCUCUCUCUCUGUGGAAAGAUAGAGGUCUUAUACUUUCCGGAAAAAAAAAAAAAAAAGAUAGAGGUCUUAUACGCCCCCAACCUUUUGCAGAAGCAUGGGUUUAAGAGUUGGGCUCUUAUUUUUUACCAUAUUGAGCGCUAGCUGGGUUUGUCAUGCUAGAGAAACGAUUUUUGAUCCAUCUACAAGAGAGAGUGUGAUCUCCAAUGUUGCAGUUCUGCAGAUAAAUCACCAAGAGUUAGAAAGGGGAGUUCAAGAUGCAAAGGAAGUUGACAUGAAUGACAAUGCGUGCACGUUGUGUGAAGAGUAUGCCACAAUGGCACUUGCGUAUCUUGCUGAAAACAAGACCCAAACAGAGGUCAUUGACCUCCUUCAUGUGGCCUGCUCUCAGCUGCAAUUCCUCAAACAGGAGUGUGUCACUAUGGUGGACUAUUAUGCUCCUCUUUUCUUCUUAGAGAUAGACUCAGUUCAACCUGCAGAGUUCUGUCAAAAAAUCAAAUUUUGCCAACAAAUGGUAAUCAUCUCUCGGGCACUGUCAGAGGAUAGCUGUGGGCUUUGCCAUCGUGCUGUUGCAGUUUCUUUGUUAAAGUUAAAGAAUCCUGAUACCCAGUUAGAAAUAGUUGAGUUGCUUCUGAAGGCAUGUAAUACUGUUGUUGUGGAGAACUACGUGGAAAAGUGUAAGACUUCGGUUUUCGAAUAUGGGCCUCUGAUCCUCAACAAUGCGGAGAAGUUUCUUGAAACAACAGAUAUAUGCACUGCACUCCACGCUUGUGAUUCGCCUACUGCUGGUAACAAGCAAGCGUCAUCCUUUGCUUUCUAAAUCUUAAUGAUGGUAGCAAAAGUGAACUUUGAAAAUGUCAUGCUGCAAACAAAUUGGAGUAUGUUGUUUGUAUGAUAACUAAAUUAUGACUUGAUAUCUAUGUUGUAAAGUAUCUGUUAUCAAAAUUUAGAUUACUGUCAAGAAUCACUAUAUCAUGAACGUCAGCAUAAUUACAGGAAAAUUCAAUUUAUAUAAACAUCUCCCGCCAUGCAACAUUUCCCAAUAUAGAAACCUUUCUGAA
This is a messenger RNA of Cornus florida, 1127 nucleotides long. RefSeq lists its product as uncharacterized. The record is from RefSeq and is a predicted model, not a curated record. Lineage: Eukaryota; Viridiplantae; Streptophyta; Magnoliopsida; Cornales; Cornaceae. The transcript has 6 exons. Gene Ontology annotation, biological process: lipid metabolic process. The coding region runs from base 164 to 886 and encodes 240 amino acids.